AUGCCUGACUGUAGUCUCUCUUCCUAGAAACCCCAGCUGGUGGCCAGCAACGACCGUUUCUGCCGCUUUCUCGAGGAAUAUUGCCCUGUUGUGACAGAAACUUACUAUCCCACAAUUUGGUGCUGGGAAGGUCGGGUGCAGACACUCCUCCGUCCUUUUAUCACCUCUAGACCCCAAGUACAGUACAGGAAUGAGCUCAUUAAAACAGCAGAUGGAGGACAGAUUUCAUUGGAUUGGUUUGAUAAUAAUGGCAGCUUAUAUUAUCCGGAUGCCAGCACAAGACCCACUGUCCUGUUACUGCCUGGCCUGACAGGAACAAGCAAGGAAUCCUACAUUCUUCAUAUGAUCCAUCAAAGCGAAACGCUGGGAUAUAGAUGCGUGGUUUUUAACAACCGAGGAAUUGCUGGUGAGGAUCUUUUGACACCAAGGACUUACUGUGCAGCUAACACAGAGGAUUUAGAGGCCGUUAUUCAUCACGUACACAGCUUGCACCCCUCAGCUCCGUUCAUGGCAGCCGGUGUUUCUAUGGGAGGCAUGCUUCUUUUAAAUUACCUGGGCAAAACUGGCAGAGACACUCCUUUAAUGGCAGCUGCAAUUUUCUCUGCGGGUUGGAAUGUUUUUGAAUCUGUAGAAUCUCUGGAGAAGCCACUAAACUGGCUUCUUUUCAACUAUUACUUGACUACUUGUCUACAAUCCUCUAUCAGCAGGCAUCGACAAAUGUUGGAGAAAUUAUUUGAUAUGGAUCUUGUGAUGAAGGCUAGAACUGUUAGAGAAUUUGAUACGCAGUUCACUUCAGUCAUGUUUGGCUACCGUACAAUUGAUGAUUACUAUGAAGAUGCUAGCCCGUGUCGCAAGCUGAAGUCAGUAGGAAUUCCAGUGUUAUGUCUAAACUCUGUGGAUGAUGUUUUCUCACCAGGUCAUGCUAUACCAGUAGAAACUGCCAAACAAAAUGCAAACAUUGCUUUGGUUCUGACUUCGUGCGGAGGCCAUAUCGGUUUUCUGGAAGGAAUAUGGCCGAGGAAGUGCACUUACAUGGACAGAGUCUUCAAGCAGUUUGUGCAAGCUAUGUUUGAGCACGGAAACAAAGUCUUUAGCAUGUAGCUUUGGACCACCAUUGUAGCACAGUGGUACAUUCUGACAAGGGCAGUUAAGCUUAGUGCACAAAUUUUAACUCCUGUAAGCCAGCAAAUGGAUGAAGUCCAUUACUACAUGCAAAAAUAUUUUUUGCCUAAGAUUUUGUAGCAAAAACCUAAAUAUUAUGUUGUCACUUUUAUAUUUGUUUUUAAUAUGCCUUACUAAGAAUGACCUUAAAUGAAACAGCAUUCUGUGUACAUCAAACCGCACUUAACCAAAACCAUCAAGUAAACAGAUCAUAAUUCCUCAGGAUUUUAAUUUAAAACAGUGCGUAUUUAGGAGACUUAAUGUAGAUUGCUUUUAAUAUUAGAAUGGCAACACUCAAAAUAGCAUAUAUUAUCCUGUCAUACAUAGUAAGUACAAGUUUGCCCAUUCGUUAGGGCACUGAUGGUAAAAACCUUAAAAUACAAAAACAAAAGAAGGAGGGAACGCAAAGAAGCACUGAUUCUUCAAAGAAGUCAAAAUUUCAGCAUGAUAUUCCAUAGCAUUAGCUUGAUACCUGCUUUUGCUGUUCUACCCUGACAGUAUUCAGAUUUAGGGCUAGUUAUUGUUUUUUAAACUAUGUCA
Leptosomus discolor (cuckoo roller) is the source of this 1701-nucleotide messenger RNA. NCBI's taxonomy places the organism in Eukaryota, Metazoa, Chordata, Aves, Leptosomiformes, Leptosomidae. The record is from RefSeq and is a predicted model, not a curated record.